Molecule: messenger RNA, 1134 nt
Organism: Clupea harengus (Atlantic herring)
Lineage: Eukaryota; Metazoa; Chordata; Actinopteri; Clupeiformes; Clupeidae
Product: cGMP-dependent 3',5'-cyclic phosphodiesterase
Exons: 12
Coding region: 244-1134 (296 amino acids)
Biological process (GO): signal transduction
Molecular function (GO): 3',5'-cyclic-nucleotide phosphodiesterase activity; protein binding
Source: RefSeq, a predicted model, not a curated record
CACAACCAGUGGAAAGGGAGGGGUGGAGAGAGCGUAAUAAGAAGAGAGAUAGCCUGAGACAGAGAGCGGGACAAGAGUGGAGCGACGCGCCGGCUUGUUUACAAAAGGGCUCCACAUUCUCCGCCUGUCACAGGACAGAGAGAGAGAAGAGGGACAAAGAGCAGAGACAGAAAGGAAAGAUCUAGUAUAUUGAGUGAGACAGAGCGAGAAUCUAUGUGAUUUGGUGUGAAGAAAGGAGUUGAAAUGGUGCUGGUGCAGUUUCUCAUUGAGCUCUUUCGCUUUCUUGGAGGACGGCAACGCAUUCCACGAGUGGAGGACAGAGCAACCUCACCUGACAACUUUCAGGAUGCUCUGCUGUUGUUAGCCUCAGUGGCAGACUGUGCCUCUCUGAGAGAUGCUGCUCAGACUGCCCUCAGUGUUGUGUUGUCUGGACCAGUCACUGUCUAUACAUAUCUUCUGGAAGAUGGAUCCCUGAAGUGUGAAAACCCUGAGCAUGAGCUGCAGAGUGAGGGGGAAAUUAAAGAAGCUGUUGCUCAGCAGAGAAGAGCAGUAUGCAAUGGCAUUCCUCCAGCAGAGCUGCAUAAGGACCAGAGACCAAGCCUGGCCCAGCCACUGCUUGGACACCAGAAAGUUGUCAUAGCUCCUGUUAUGGACCAAGGAGAUGUCAUUGCUGUCCUUUUGAUCAGCUGUGGAGAGACCAGUGAUGAGAAGGACAAAGAUUUAGACUUGCUAGAGAAGCAUAUCACAGCAGCUUGUAAAAGAGUGCUCAAUCUGAAGGCCAACAGGUCGUUAAUGAGCCCACUGAUCAAUACAUCUGAGAAUCAUUCACCAGCUCCACUGCAUAGUGCAGGAAAUGGAGACCUGGCUCAGAAAGUCCUCCAGCUGUGUGGAAGUCUCUAUGAUUUGAAUGCUGAUACUGUCCAGCACAAAAUCAUUAAAUAUCUGGAAAAAGAGACCAAGUCUGUGUGUUGCUUUCUGCUGGUUUCAGAAGACAGUAACCAGCUGCUCUGCCAGGUGAUUGGUGAUAAAGUUUUGCAGGAGAUCAGCCUUCCUCUGGUCAUAGGCCCUUUGGGGAAGGCAGUGGAGGAGAAAAGGUCUCUCACACAACAAGACCUCACCACAAAUAUGGUCUAA